Molecule: messenger RNA, 1155 nt
Organism: Terrapene triunguis (Three-toed box turtle)
Lineage: Eukaryota; Metazoa; Chordata; Testudines; Emydidae
Product: keratinocyte-associated protein 3
Exons: 4
Source: RefSeq, a predicted model, not a curated record
CACUGGGCCUUGCUGUGCGUCUCGCUGCUGAACUGCCUGCUCUCUGCCGCCUGCAGCCUGGGCUUGGCUCUGGCCAUCUCCCUCACCAUCGCCAGCAGGGGGCACCGCCUGAUGGUGGGAUGCAACAGCUCCGCCCUUCCUGCCGACGCCCGGGCUGCCAUCGCCACCAACGACUGCCCCUUCGACACCACCCGCAUCUACGACACGGCCCUGGCGCUUUGGUUCCCCUCCAUGGUGAUGGCUGCGGUGGAGGCUGUGCUCUCCGGCAGGUGCUGUGUGGUGUCCCUGAUCCUCCGCGGCAUCGGUCCCUGUGCAGACACCUACAUCCGCCAACAGCUGGAGGAAGAGACGGCGACAAAGAAGGUGGCAUCUGAGGACCGGCACAGGCAAGAGCUGUGCCAGCUGCUGGCUGUGGAGGACGGGGCCCGGGCCUAGUGGCAGAGGUGCUGCUCCAGGAACCCCCAGACCACAUCAGCCGGGAGUGGGGGGUGAAGCGCCCAUUAUGCUGAUGCUGACCCAUGGAAGAGGCAGGACCCAGGGCCAGGAGGGAGGGGGCAGCUGCCCCACCUGGCAGUCUUUUCCUUGGGGAGCAGGCUCCCUUCUCCUGUGGCAGGGUCCUGCUGGUAUCUGGGCUCCCGCGGCUGUCCCCCUCGUGCCCGGAGUGUGCCAGUCCUGCUGCUGCCAGCCCUCCCGGGGGUCUGCCCACCAUGCUUUGCUGAGUUCCCACCCCCCUAGGGCCAUGGGGGAAGGGAUCCCGCCAGAGACGCCAGUGGGGAGGGGGAGAAGCAGCCUGAGCAGGGACAUCUGGACAACCAGUGACCUCGCUGCAGGUGGGACUGGCCUUUCUCAGCUCCCCUCCCUCCACACCUGCCCCUUAGCUCGCCCCCCUCCCACUCACACACCCAGCUGUGGCAUGAGCCGGCUCUCACCCCGGCCCGCUGCGGGUGUGCUAGGCCCCGCCAAGUCUGCGGCGCUGGGGCUGUACUGCGCCUAGCACAAGGGGCCAGGGCUUGGCUGGCCCUCAGGCACCAGCCGAAUAAACACUGCCAAACCCUCAAUGGUUUGGGACCUGGUUCCCCAAGUGACUCCCCAAACCGGCUGCAAGCGAGAGCUCAGCUGGGUACAGCCCUUGGCAACUAGCCAGACUCAGCAACA